Molecule: messenger RNA, 1059 nt
Organism: Acomys russatus (golden spiny mouse)
Lineage: Eukaryota; Metazoa; Chordata; Mammalia; Rodentia; Muridae
Gene: Eqtn
Product: equatorin
Exons: 7
Coding region: 1-1059 (352 amino acids)
Biological process (GO): acrosomal vesicle exocytosis; fusion of sperm to egg plasma membrane involved in single fertilization; endocytosis
Cellular component (GO): plasma membrane
Source: RefSeq, a predicted model, not a curated record
AUGGAUUUUAUGUUGUUGAUCUUUUUAUCUGGGCUUUUCCUUCCAGAAAUUAGCAAUCUACGGUCUAAUGUGGAACAGGAGGCUUAUAUGAUGCCUACGGAUGAAGAACAGUACUAUGCAGAUGAGGAAAGCAUGGCAAAUAAUGACCAUGGUCAUGAAGACGACAAGCACAUAGGUAGCAAUUCUGUUAUGCAAAAAUCAGAAGACAGUGAAGACAACUCCCCUGCCAAUGAGAAAACUGGCAAUUACUAUAAAGACAUAAAACAAUAUGUGUUCACCACACAAAAUCCAAAUGGCACGGAGUCUGAAAUAUCUGUGAGUGCCACAACUGACCUGAAAUUUGCUCUGAAGAACUCAUCAACCCCCAAUGUGCCUGCAUUUUGGACAAUGUUAGUUAAAGCUAUAAAUGGAACAACAGUGCACAUGGAUGAUAAAGAUCAAUUAUUUCAAGCAAUUCCAGGCUCUGACCUAUACACUGCCAGUGAAGACAAACUGUCAGAGCUAGAGGACCUCAAGCUCAAGUUAAUGCUGGGAAUCUCGUUGAUGACCCUUAUUCUACUCCUUCCCCUCUUGAUAUUUUGUUUUGCCACACUCUACAAACUAAGAUGCCAAAGUGACAAAAGCUAUGAAAGCCAAUAUUCUGUCAACCCGGAGCUCACCACUCUGUCUUACUUCCACCCGUCAGAAGGUCUAUCUGAUACAUCUUUCUCAAAAAGUGCGGAGAGCAGCUCAUACUGGGGCACUUCUUCAGAAUUGAGACGAUCCAGCACAAAAAAGUACAAAUCUAAAUUUAUGGAGGUUUCUGAGCCCUUGGAUCAAAUAGUCUUACAGGAGGAGCCAAUCUUCCUUUCUUCCGAGCAGCCAACCUUCCUCCCGAUGGAAGAGGAGUCAACCUUCCUUCCUCCUGAAGAGCUAGACUUCUUCCCUCCUGAAGAGUCAGCCUUCCUGCCUCUUCAGCAGAUGGAGGAACAGGACUUCAUGGAGGAUGUCCCUGUUGAGGAAAUGAGUGAGGCACCAAUGGUUGUUGAGGAAAUCGAUCAGGAAAUUGUUCAGGAAUAA